AUGGUUUCAGGAUCAAAUACUGAUCGAAAUAAUAUUGUAAACCUUGACGAAAUAAUCCAUUUAAAAGGUUUAUUACAAUCUAUUCAUGAACGUAUCGAAAAAAUUGAGAAUGAUGUAAAAGGAAAAUUAUUUAAAUCAAAGGAUCAACAGGAAUUAAGAAUGGUACUUAUGGGUCCCCCAGGUGCCGGUAAGGGAACUCAAUCUCCAAGAAUAAAGGAAAAAUUUUGUGUUUGUCAUUUGGCUACAGGUGAUAUGUUACGUUCACAGGUAGCUGCUAAAACUAAAUUAGGUUUAGAAGCUAAAAAAAUUAUGGAAUCUGGAGGUUUGGUUUCUGAUGAAAUUAUGGUUGAUAUGAUUCAUGAUGAAUUAAAUAAUAAUCCUGAAUGUAAAAAUGGAUUCAUUUUGGAUGGUUUCCCUCGUACUGUAAAACAAGCUGAAAAACUUGAUUCUAUGCUUGAUAAAGAUAAGAAAAAACUUAAUCAUGCUGUUGAAUUAGUUAUUGAUGAUAAUUUAUUGGUUUCACGUAUUACUGGUCGUUUGAUUCAUCCUUCUAGUGGUAGAACUUAUCACAAAAUUUUCAAUCCACCAAAAGUUUCUGAUAAGGAUGAUGUUACUGGUGAACCUUUAAUUCAACGUUCUGAUGAUAAUGCUGAAACUUUAAAGAAAAGAUUACUUACUUAUCAUCAACAAACUACUCCUGUAGUUGAUUAUUAUAAAAAGAAAGGUAUUUGGUCAAGUGUUGAUGCUUCUCAGAAUCCAAAUGUAGUUUGGAAUAGUUUAUUAGCUAUUUUUAGUGAAAAUGGAAAAUCUAAAUAA
Messenger RNA from Rhizophagus irregularis DAOM 181602=DAOM 197198, 816 nucleotides. RefSeq names its product Adenylate kinase. NCBI's taxonomy places the organism in Eukaryota, Fungi, Glomeromycota, Glomeromycetes, Glomerales, Glomeraceae. Gene Ontology annotation, molecular function: AMP kinase activity; ATP binding. Gene Ontology annotation, cellular component: cytoplasm; mitochondrion. Gene Ontology annotation, biological process: ADP biosynthetic process. The record is from RefSeq and is a predicted model, not a curated record.